Messenger RNA from Lachancea thermotolerans CBS 6340, 543 nucleotides. RefSeq names its product mitochondrial 54S ribosomal protein bL31m (gene MRPL36). Lineage: Eukaryota; Fungi; Ascomycota; Saccharomycetes; Saccharomycetales; Saccharomycetaceae. The record is from RefSeq and is a predicted model, not a curated record. The coding region runs from base 1 to 543 and encodes 180 amino acids. Gene Ontology annotation, biological process: mitochondrial translation. Gene Ontology annotation, molecular function: structural constituent of ribosome. Gene Ontology annotation, cellular component: mitochondrial large ribosomal subunit. The transcript has a single exon.
AUGCUAAGGUCCGUUAUCUUCAAAAGAUUUGCUACUGGCGGGUACCAUGGGGCUCAACAGAUUUCAAUUCCUAAGAGGCCGUUGAAAAAGAUUCGCCUGGGCAAAGCGAGACCAGCCAUUUACCAUAAGUUUGACGUCCAGGUUGAACUGAGCGAUGGUAGUGUGAUCACCAGACGUUCUCAGUUCCCUAAGGAUCAAAUAAGGCUCAUCCAGGAUCAGAGAAACAACCCGCUAUGGAACCAAAGCAGGGACGACCUUGUAGUCGUGGAUGCUAAUGCGGGCGGUAGAUUGGACAGAUUCAAGCAGAAGUACGACACCUUGUUCAACUUUGAGGCCCCAGCCAAGCAGCCGGCUGCCGACGCCAAGGGCAAGAAUAAGGUUAAGGAGGUCAAGUCUGCGCCUGAAGAGGAGGCAGCAGCCACCCCUGCGGCCGAGGAAGAGGACGCUUUUGGAAUGGACGACUACAUGUCUCUUUUGGACCAAAAUGCACAACAAGUACAAAGCGGUGGCAAGCUUGCCACUAAGAAAAGAGACAAAAAAUAA